Postia placenta MAD-698-R-SB12 is the source of this 744-nucleotide messenger RNA. RefSeq lists its product as hypothetical. Gene Ontology annotation, molecular function: protein C-terminal S-isoprenylcysteine carboxyl O-methyltransferase activity. Bases 1 to 744 code for a protein of 247 amino acids. Gene Ontology annotation, biological process: C-terminal protein methylation. Gene Ontology annotation, cellular component: membrane. NCBI's taxonomy places the organism in Eukaryota, Fungi, Basidiomycota, Agaricomycetes, Polyporales, Adustoporiaceae. The transcript is spliced from 2 exons. The record is from RefSeq and is a predicted model, not a curated record.
AUGUCAGACACAAUCCCUUUCGGUUUGGGCCAUUUCUCGGUGCGCAUAGCACUGGCCCUUAGCGGUGCAGCAUUGACCCACAUCGCCUUGACGCCUCCAACGCCGCCUGCGCAACAGAGCGCGGUGAACAAGUUCGGUCAGCCCGAUGUGGGCACUCGUAUUGGUCGGAAAUACAGUGUAUUGAUGUUGCCUCUGUACUGGAUCCUUACUGUGUGCGAGGUUACUGCUAUCCUCGCCAGUCAUUAUCCAUCCACGACAUCGACGCGUUUGCUUGCGAUUCUAGCACCACACUCUGCCACCUCUGCGCUUAACAUCCGUAUCACCCACAUCGUCAUCGUCGGCUGGGCGUUGACGUGCCUAGGGAGCCUCCUCCGCCUCCUCUGCUUCCGCACCCUCGGCCGCUUCUUCACCUUCGAACUCUCCCUGCAGGAGGGUCACAAGCUCGUCACCUGGGGCCCGUACGCUGUCGUACGCCAUCCGAGCUACACGGGCACGUUGAUGGUCGCGUCGGGCAACUUGCUGUACGCCUUUGGUGCGGGAUCGUGGUGGAAGGAGUGCGGAUUGGCAUUUACGUCGGUUGGGGAGUUAAUUGCCCUGUUGCGGCUCAUAUCCUUCCCGUCUUUCUUCGUAUCCGUGCCCGUCAGGAUUGCCAAGGAGGACAGGAUAUUUCGGAAGGAGUUUGGGGCCGAAUGGGAUGCAUGGGCGAGGAAGACCCCAAACAAGCUCAUCCCUUUCGUCUAUUGA